AUGCGCUCGGAGCCGAGGAGGACGGACAAGAAGGAGGUGUCUGGCCGCACCCAGGCGCAGGAGGGCAGAACGGCCAGGGCCCAUCAAACCCAGAUCGGGCCCAAAGGGCCCAGACCUGAGCCAGCAAGCCCGCGCCGCCUUGGCGCCAUCUCCGGCCGCCUAGCACCACCUGCGGCUAGCGUCGUCGCCGUCAUCCCGGUGUCAUCGCUGCCACCCCCAGCGCCGUCGCCGUCGCUGGCCACCCGAGGAAACAGCUUGGCCAUGCCGCCCGCCACCGGACUUGGUGGCUGCCCGAGAGCAGCCGUCGCCUCCAGUACGGGGGCGCCGCCACGCCACGAAGCCGCCACGCCGCUGCCAAGGCAGCCGCCGCGCCCCUCGUCAAGCGCGCCGCUCUCACCGGCUCUGUUGGCCCGCGCCAAGUCCUCCGCGCAAGGGGGAGAGGAGUCCCCGCCGCCGCCAGCGCUCGGGCUUUGCCCAGCGAUGCCCUCCGGCGACGGCGAGGGGGGGGAGGAGCAGGGGGAGGGGGCCUGGGCAGGUGGCCGGUUCGGUCCUACUGUCGAUGCUAGAGCCACCAUGAAUCUUCAUAAAACCACCACUGCACAUAUGGACUUGCCCCGCGUCGUUCACAACGCAGGCUUAGCCUAG
Messenger RNA from Lolium perenne, 645 nucleotides. Lineage: Eukaryota; Viridiplantae; Streptophyta; Magnoliopsida; Poales; Poaceae. The record is from RefSeq and is a predicted model, not a curated record.